Molecule: messenger RNA, 654 nt
Organism: Melampsora larici-populina 98AG31
Lineage: Eukaryota; Fungi; Basidiomycota; Pucciniomycetes; Pucciniales; Melampsoraceae
Exons: 3
Coding region: 1-654 (217 amino acids)
Source: RefSeq, a predicted model, not a curated record
AUGCCUUUAACUCGCUCUAAAAAAACUACGAAAGUUGCCACUAAGAAGAAAUCUAAUCGAACAAAAAAGAACACUUCAAAAUCAACUCGAACGGAUCGUGAUACUUCCAGUUCUGAAGGUUCAGACACUCAUGGAAACCCAGACGCAGAUGAUCAAGAUGGCCUCCGUAACCAAGAUGAUUCUGCGCCAGGACCUACGCAAAGCAAAGCGAAGAACGGUAUGGGUUCAAAGACAGUCAAGGCGAAUCCUUGGAUCCGAUCCGAUGCGGUAAUUUGGGUAUGGCUCAAGGACAUCAAGAAUAACCUCUUUGUUAUUGAAGCAAAACCUAAUGAUAAUAGUCAAAUCAACCCAACAGAGCAGGAUGGAACACAGCCACAAACAAGUUCUAUGCCGAUUCAAUCCAAACAAAAGAAGAAGAAAACGACUGAUCAACAACAAACUAGAGAUGUCACUCGAAAGAGGCCAAAGCUUGGCGCUGGUCCAAGUUCUCACCGACAUGUUCAAAAACAAAACAGCCGCGAAGGAAGUACUACAACUUUGGAAGAGGAAGAAGAUUUAGACUAUCAAAACAAGCAACAUGAUUCGGACGAUUCAGACGAUUCCAACGAUUUGGACAAUGUGGGUACAAUUUCACCACUUUGCAUCUAUCUUUGA